Molecule: messenger RNA, 2718 nt
Organism: Scomber scombrus (Atlantic mackerel)
Lineage: Eukaryota; Metazoa; Chordata; Actinopteri; Scombriformes; Scombridae
Gene: g3bp1
Product: GTPase activating protein (SH3 domain) binding protein 1
Exons: 12
Coding region: 130-1614 (494 amino acids)
Cellular component (GO): ribonucleoprotein complex; cytosol
Molecular function (GO): mRNA binding
Source: RefSeq, a predicted model, not a curated record
GCGAGCAGUGAGUGCAGCACGUUGUGGAGCCGCUGAGGUGAUUCAGAGGAAAUCACUUGUUUCUUAAAAAAAUCGCCGCUUUUAUUUUUUUGAUAAUUGACCCUCUGAGAUUUCCAGUUGACCAAAGAAAUGGUGAUGGAGAAGCCAAGUGCCCAGCUGGUCGGGCGAGAGUUUGUCCGACAGUAUUACACACUCCUGAACCAGGCCCCCGACUACCUGCACAGGUUUUAUGGGAAGAACUCGUCCUACGUGCACGGAGGCCUGGACAGCAACGGCAAACCAGUCGAAGCUGUUUACGGACAAUCUGAGAUCCAUAAGAGGGUGAUGGCUCUGAGUUUCCGCGACUGUCACACAAAGAUCAGGCACGUGGACGCUCACGCCACCCUGAACGAGGGCGUGGUGGUGCAGGUGAUGGGCGAGCUGUCCAACAACAUGCAGCCCAUGAGGAAGUUCAUGCAGACCUUCGUCCUGGCGCCUGAGGGAACCGUCGCCAACAAAUUCUACGUCCACAACGACGUGUUUCGUUACCAGGACGAGGUUUUCGGAGACUCUGACUCUGAGCCUCCUGAAGAGUCUGAGGACGAGGUGGAGGAGAUCGAGGAGAGGGUUCCCUCCCCUGACGUAGUUCAGGAGGAGUCUGCUCCUUUCUACGACCCGUCACCCUGUUCGGAACCUACCGUUCCCGGCGACGACGAGGAAGCAGCAGCGAGUCCCGAACCCGAGCCCGAAGCUGAGAAAGAACCCGAAGCCGCAGUGGUGGAGCUGAAAUCGGAGACGAUGCUGGAAUCAGAAGUAGACGGAAUCACACCGGACGACCAGACAGAGAAAAGCCCCGCCUCCGCCCCACCAACCGCCGAACCCACCGCCGUACCUGCCGAACCAACCCCCGCCGCUCCAGAGGAAAACAGGCCGUUCUCCUGGGCGUCCGUCACUAGUAAGAACCUUCCUCCCAGCGGAGCCGUGCCAGUCUCAGGACUCUCACCACACGUUAAAGCCCCUCCCACAGCGCCGCCCAGAGUGGAGGCCAAGUCAGAAACCCAAACAACAACACAACGACCACAGAGAGACCAGAGGCCGAGGGAACAGAGGCCUGGAGGUCCUCCGCCCGUACACAGAGGCCCCAGACCAGUCCGUGAAGGUGAGCAGGGAGAGACGGAGGGUCGCAGGGUGGUCCGGUACCCCGACGCCCAUCAGCUGUUCGUGGGUAACGUCCCUCAUGACGUUGACAAGACGGAGCUCAAAGAGUUCUUUGAACAGUAUGGUACAGUCCUGGAGCUGAGGAUCAACAGCGGAGGGAAACUACCAAACUUUGGCUUUGUGGUGUUUGACGACUCUGAACCUGUCCAGAAGAUCCUCAGCAACAGGCCCAUCAAGUUCAGAGGCGACGUCCGUCUGAACGUGGAGGAGAAGAAGACCCGGUCAGCCAGGGAGGGAGACAGGCGGGACGUGAGGCCCCGCGGCCCCGGAGGUCCAGGCGGCCCCAGAGAAAGAAUAGGAGGCGGCGGCCCCAGAGGACCCUCGGCCCGCGGCGGCAUGGCACAGCAGAAACCCAGCUUCGGCUCCGGGCGAGGCGCCGGCCCCAACGAGGGUCGCUACUCUACCCAGCGCCAAUGAGACACCGGGGGGGAGGGGUCUCCAAAACCUGAGAUAGAUUACUGUUUGAAAAUGGAUUCAACUUACUUCUGAGUGGUUAUUGAUUUGCUGCAGCAGGAACCAAUUGGACAAACCCCCAAACUUUAACUAAAACCCCUUCUUUACGUUGCAUUUAGGAGUAAGAAUGAGAUGGUGUUACGAAUCUCGAGUCAUAAAAAACCUGAUUUCUCGUCAGUAUUUUGGUCUCAUUCUUCUCCUAAAUGCUUAAAAAGGCGAUAAACGAGUGUUACGAAGGGAUUUUUGUUAAUAACUGACGCAGGUUUGGUCAGGAGAGCUUUCACCGUCAGGUCACGCCAGCCCCCUGCUGAAGCCGAGAGCAGCCAGUCAAACAUCUGUCUCUCAUGAAGAUGGCUGCCUCCUCUUCCUCCUCCUCCACCUCCUUCACCACCUCCUCAUUCUUCUCCUUCACCUGCUGCUUUUCGUUCCCCUCCCCUCUCUCUCUCUCUCUCCACGGAAUCCAGAACGUCACUCCUCAUUUUUCUCCACUCUUUUCUUUUUUCUAUCUUUUAUCAAUCUUAUCAAUCUAUCCUCCUCUUCUCUUUAUGUCUGCUCCUCAAACCAACACGUGUUAUCUGGACUUUUUUUUUUUUUUUUUGUCUCUUUUUUUUUUUUUGUUUAUCAUUGCUUGAACUUGAAUUUAUUAAAAGACACAAAUCGAAACACGCAAAACAGAUGAAAAAAAAAAAAGGGUAAAUACUACUUGAAUUGGGGAUUAAAAAACCCAGAGGUUAGGUUUUUUCGCGUUCUCUCUCCCUGUUUCUUAAAGGAACGUGUACUUUACUGCUUGGGCAAUCCUGUGUAUUGCUGCCACCGUUGUAUCUAGCGAUGGAUCUGUCUUAUCUUUUUAUUCUAUCAGGUCAAGAGCUGAACUGUAGUGGUUUUAUUUGAGUAAUAAUGUUGGCUUGUAAUAUGUGGAUUCACGGACGCGUCUGAAUGGAGCAUGUUAUCAAAUCAUGUUAUCAAAUCCUGUAAGGCUUCUAUUACCGAUGCACUUCAUUUGUCAUCAUGUUUUAAAAAUGAGCUCACCUGCCGAUGAGAGAACUAAAUUAAAAGUGAUUUACUGUU